GAUUAAGACAGAAAUAAAUUAAUUUGUUUCAUGUCCUGUUUUCAACAAGUAAAACAAAAAAUUUCAUUUAACCAUCCAAUGAACCUUAAAUAAUUGGGUUUCUCUUUUUGCUGAUCAAAAUUACGAUCAGUACAAUAAUCUUAAAUCUUUUUAUCAUAUCAAGUAAACUUUUCAAUUGUUGAGUGAAAUCAGUUUGAUCAUCAUCAAAUAGUCAGUACAUUUCGAGCGAGCAACAAUUUAAUUCAUCAGAUCAGAAGAUAGAGUCAUGAGCUUUUGAUAGUGAAAGUGAUUCGAUUGCUGAUAAAGUGUUGAAUCAACUCGAAUAGCAAAACAAAACGAUGGUCAAAUUAAUCAAGCUAAUAGUAGUCCAAGUGACGGUAGUGUCACAAUUAAUUUUUAUAAGUGAAGCUGGAAUCGCUGGUCUCAUUGCUUCAGCUGCUUUAAUGUCAAUGUUCAGGCCUAAAGUGAUACCAAUUCCUUUGCCAUUGCCAGUCCCGGUACCAGUUCCAGUUCCAAUCCGAUCAAAAUCACCUCUAAAUCCAUUCAACACGGAUCACUCAACUUCAAACAACCAUAAUAAUCCAUAUCAAAAUCUUCCAUAUUCCCAACAAUAUAUUCCAUCAUCGAUAUCCUCUCCGAUGACCUCUCAAAUGACAUUACCAUAUUUACACCAUUUUCAUUCACCUUUUACCUCGUUUCCUCAUCAUAUGCCUCCUCAGAUUCCUUAUCAUCAUUCUCAUCAUUCAAUGGGACAUCUAAUGACAUCUCAUCCAAUGGCUCAACGUAUGAUUUUACCAAUUGGAAUGUUACCUCAACCAGCAUCAGCAUAUUAUCAUGACCAUCAUCCUGCCUACUACCGACCACAUCCGUUCUUUGAUCAUCCAGUAUAUCAUCAAAAUCAUGCUAAUCCAACACUUUAUCCGGAUCCAUUUGUAGUUUACGUUUGAAAUCAUACAAGCUGUUUGAGCCACAGAAUACAGUUUUACUUUGUAGUUGAAUGAAGUUCCUAAUUUUAUACUUGAUUGAAUCUUACAAUAAAUUUAAAUACUUACCGGAAAAACUGUA
Tetranychus urticae (two-spotted spider mite) is the source of this 1065-nucleotide messenger RNA. RefSeq lists its product as uncharacterized. The record is from RefSeq and is a predicted model, not a curated record. NCBI's taxonomy places the organism in Eukaryota, Metazoa, Arthropoda, Arachnida, Trombidiformes, Tetranychidae.